This is a messenger RNA of Fusarium subglutinans, 6159 nucleotides long. RefSeq names its product transcriptional repressor rco-1. The record is from RefSeq and is a predicted model, not a curated record. The transcript has 2 exons. Bases 1 to 6159 code for a protein of 2052 amino acids. NCBI's taxonomy places the organism in Eukaryota, Fungi, Ascomycota, Sordariomycetes, Hypocreales, Nectriaceae. Gene Ontology annotation, molecular function: protein binding. Gene Ontology annotation, cellular component: mitotic spindle. Gene Ontology annotation, biological process: regulation of mitotic cell cycle; mitotic spindle organization.
AUGGCUGCGACACCUUCCAACGGUCGUUUAAAACUCACUCCUUCCAACUCUCCUUUUCUGGCUCGCCCUUCUAGAUCCUCUAGAUCGCCUAUGCGUGGUCGCGCACACGAUGCUUCGAAGUUAUCCCUCCAGCGCGUUAUUGGCACAACAUGUUGCUCUCCCACAGGAUUCGAUACUCUCCCGUCUGUCUUUGCAUACAUAGCUGGAGGUGCUGUUAUAGUGGUGGAUGUUAAUGGCGAUAAUCACACUCAACGUUUCUACCGAGCCCGACCGACUGCCGUCCCACUCUAUUCCGUAGCAACCUUUCAAAACACACCCACAACGCCCUCGGGAACACCAAAGGCGAACGAUAGUCGGGGACGUGUAGGCCCGCGGUUCCCUAACUCACCACACACUUCGUCCGACUGGAACGAGUCUCCUAGCAAUACCUGGACAAGUCGCGAGCGGAUCAAGGCUGCAACAUGCCUUGCGUUGAGCCGCGAUGGAAAAUACUUAGCUGUCGGCGAGACCGGAUACUCCCCACGAGUUCUUGUUUUUAGCUUGCACGAUACUUCUUCUGACAGCCCUAUUAUAUCGAUCAGCGAGCAUGCUUUUGGGGUCAAUUGCGUUGCGUGGUCUGCAGACACCCAAUAUCUUGCGUCUCUAGGAGCCGCCAACGAUGGAUUUCUCUAUAUCUGGAAGGUCGACCCUCGCACAGGCGCGGCUAGACUUUACAAACAAAACCGAUGCACAUCAUAUGUGAAAGACAUGGUAUGGAUGGGCAAUUCUCUCAUCACAUUUGGCGUCCGUCACGUCAAGAUGUGGAAACCUGAUGAUGGCCCAACUAUUUCGCCUACGAAGCAGAAGUUCUUCAGUGAACAGCCGGCCUCUACUCCACCCUCCCAAAGAACCCUACCAGGGCGUAACAUCCUGCUAGGACCUCUCUUGGAGGAUACUUUUACUUGCGCUGCUGUCGUCAAAAACUCUAGCCUCAUCAUUUGCUCAGAAACGGGUGGUGUAUGUAUCAUGGCGGAGGACGACAGACAGAUGAAAUUGCAGAAGGUCCUUGGUUUGGACUUCUCCAUCUCGACUAUUGCUGUCAAGGACAAUAUUGCCUAUGUUGGUGGCAGACAUGGCCAUUUUGCUGUGCUUGACAUUGAAGCUGUUUUGGACGCCCGAUUGCCGUCCGCGUGUAUAAAAGAGGCCACAUUCUGCCCCCCAGGACAAGUUGCCCUGGGUUUUCUGACGCAUAAGCUUGUCACUAUUGAUUCGCAGCAGUCCAUUGACAUCUGGAGCUCAGACCAUGUGCCUGGCAAGGAUACCAAGGCAGUGGCCAGCAUUCCUAUCCCUGGACAUGGUCAACCUGUUACAGGCAUACAAGUUCUGGAGCGACCAAAUGAUCUGAACGCUUCGUUUUUGACAUGGACAGUGUCUGGGAAUGUUUCCUUCUGGACAUUGGAAGGCCAAGUUCAAGCCUCCAUUGAUGUACCAAUUGGAAUGACCGAACCAGAAAACGAACUGGAUUCGGCUAACCAACUUACCUGCGCCCGGGCAACGAAUGAUGGUAAACUUCUUAUUUCCGCCGAUAGAAUGGGCGUGUUACGAAUGACGGACAUCGCCACAAAGGAACCUGUUUUAGACAUCAAGGCACAUACAGCUGAUUGUCGGUCCGUCAGUGUCUAUGACAGGGAUGGCAAAUUUCUCAUGGCGUCUUGUGGACGAGACAGAACUGCACAGCUCUUCCACCGGACUGCAGGCGGAUCCAUUGAGCAUUUUCAGACAUUGGAAUUCGCUGCAAAGGUCGUGCAGGUUAUGAUUCCGUCCGAAGACAAGGUGUUGACCUGUUCAUUUGACCGAACAUUACAAAUCUACGAUAUCAUCACAAAAGAGGGCGAUCCCGAUUCUGUUGCCGCUAUCCCUUCCAGAGUAAUUUCACUCCGAGCCUCGCCUAGCUCAAUGGUUUUGGGCAUGGGCCAAAGAACUGUCUUUGUCUCUUUACUAGAUCGGUCUAUUUGCCAAUACGAACUCAACACGGGACGUAAGAUCUCUUGCUUCAAAUGUCAAGACGAGACAAAAGGCGAGUCGGCAGUUCUUGACUCGCUCUGUUUUGGGCAAUGGCCCCCCAAAGACCAAGACUUCCUCCUCGGAACAUCCAACACAGACAAGUCCAUUCGACUCUACGAUGCCCAGACUGGGAGCUUCUUGGACCGAGAAUGGGGUCACACCGAAGCGAUCAACGGUGUUUGCCUUAUCGAAAAUGAUGAUGGAAGCCGUAAGGUUGUGAGUGUCGCAUCGGAUGGAACAAUGAUGAUAUGGGGUCUGGAUUUAAGUGAUUCUCCGCCUAGUUCCACGAGUAGAGAACCGUCGCCAGCCAAGGACUCUGUAUCAGGACGACCGCCACUUCGCAGGGUCUUAUCUAAGGCUGAGCUAGCUGAAUUCCAACGACCUUCGCCGACAUCUGGUCGGAGAUCCCCACCCCGAACAUUACAGCGGAGGACUUCGCGAUUCAACUUGGCCGCUAGCGUCAGAACACCUACACAGGGACUCCCAACAAGCCCUAGUGGCACAUUGGCAGAAGAUACACCGUCAAGACGGCCUUCUGCCGACCCGCGGAAUAGUCCCCCAGUGUCUCCAAAGGGAAAGGUCACCAGACGACCUUCUCUUCCAACUCUAGGCUUAACUGCACGCAAAAAGACGUCCUCGUCAAACUUGCGAGGCUUUGGCUCGUUAAAUAUGGCGACAGAACAAACCUGCCGUCAACUUAGAUCAUACAGGAAGAAGCUUGCUUCCUCGGAGCCCAUUAGCCAAGAAAACCUGACAGAGCUAGAUCAGGAGUUGCGACUGACGGCAGCAGCUCUCGGUGACCGGGCUAUCCGAAGCAGAGCCAUGAACGAGACGGUCCUGAGUGGUCUCCUGGAUCAAUACUCAGAGAGACUAGUAACAUUACUGGACGAAAAGCUGCGUCUCAGCUACCAGCCGAGAUCUCCGACUGAAAAGGACGGAGACAGUCGAGACGGAGAUAGUCCAGAUGAAGAGGCUAGGCGCAUCCAUCUUCUUGCUCGACGUGAAGGCCCCUUGGAUAGCUGGCGAGGUGGACCGCGGGGCAUGACUCAACCAGCCUUCCACACGCCCCUCGAGUCGCUGCUAUUAUUCCAGUCGUUGGUAGACCAAGGAUUCGACAAUGGGGUCUUCGCGCGCAUCUCUGAGCAACUCAUCAACAACGCGCUCGUCAAGGAAGGAUCUACCUAUGAUCCUGCACGAUUAAGACCUGAUGCGCUUCAACAUCUUUUUCUGCGACUCUUGGGGGAUGAACUGAGGGGUGAGCACGAGAAGGCUGCGACCGACGAUCCGACAGCAUCACCGAACUCGCGAAAACGAAAGCUUGGGAGUCCAACUUUACCAACACUUAAGGAGAUUUACGAACAUAUCGACAAGAUCCCCCCGCUUAUGGAUCGCCUAUAUGCGCGAUAUAAGGAUAAUACCGUCGCGCAAAUUCGAGAGGAUGAGCGCCGCUUCGAGACAUUCCAAAAGGAAAUUCAAGCACUGGAGCGAUGUGAACGAGAACGACGUGCUAGAGUCGCGAGCCAGAAUGGGACACCCGUACUUGCUGCUCGUGAUCAGAAGCCUUCCGUUGCGCCUAACGGGUCAACAUCCUCACCUGCUACGGCAACAAGCUCGGCGGCACCAGUUCGAAGAGGCCCAACACAACAGACACCUGUGAUCCCACCCAAACCGCCUGUCUCCCACAACACACAACCAACAGUUGCACCACCUAGCCAUAUACCAACUGGAGCUGCAUCGAUCCGACCUUCGAUCUCACCAACUCCGCCAAAUUCUAACGGGUCGGUGCUUCAGCCUCCAGCAGGCGUCCCUCAGACAACACCACGACCAUUGCAGGCGCCACAACCUCUUAAGCAGAGCCCUGCUCCAAGACCAGACAACGGGGCCAAGCUGAAGGAUGGCAAUGCGGCUUCAGGAGCCGCUCUUAAGUGGGAGAAGCCUUAUCAACCGCCACAGACAGCUACACCACCUCCUCGGCAGGUUCAGUCACCCGUUGCCCAGGGACCAACAGCUCCUCCGCAAGCGCAGCAACAACAGCAUCUACAACAACACCCACAGCAGAUACCAUCGCAGCAGCAUUGGUACCCACAACAAACUGCUCAAUUCUCUCCUAAACCCGGUGCUCAGCCAUUAUCUCAUCCUCAAACGCCCCAGCAGGCUCGGCCACAACCUGUUGCUCCACAACCUCCCCAGGCACAGUCUCAAGCUCAAACUCAUCAUCAACAACGCCCUCACCCUCACCAGGUUAUUCAGCCACUACCACCAACGCAGCCAGCCCCCCACACUCCUCGGGCUCAGCACGCUACGCCGACACAACAUACUCAACAAAUCCAAAGAAGCAAGACGCCUACACACGUACAGCACGCUCAGGCUCAACAAACUUCACAAACUCAACCUGUCACCCAUGCUCAGCCCCAGUCUGUGCCACAACAGCAUCAACAGAAGCCACGGCCGAAUGCCGCAAAACCAGGCCUGGCACCACCGCAGCAUGCUGGUCAGCUAGCCCCUCCCUUACAGCCGGCACCUCCACGACCAGUUGCAGAGUCGCCCGGAGGCCAAACACUCCAUGCCCGUCCGUCUUCCAAGACGCCCGUGCCACAUCCUCGCCCUAUCCAACCCCCCCAAGGGCAGACUCAGCAGGUCCGGCAGAUUGCCGCAGGAUCCCCAGCUCCUAUCACAGCAAGUGCAGGUUCCAUUGCCCCUCCUCAGCAACGUUGGCCGCUUGGAUAUCAACCUCAACCCCAGCAUGGCUCACCUGUCAGCUCUCCUGUGCCAUCGGCAUCUAAAGCUGACAAGGCUCAAUCAUCGCAAUACGCUAAUCAACCUCCACGACCUGGCGUUUUGGGCCACAUCAUUCGCCAGGCUCUAAAUACUCCGAUUAAGAAACUGGGGACGCCAUCGGCACCGCACACGCCCAUCUCAGCAACACCCACUCACGUUACUCACGGGUUUGGAACAAAAUGGGCUCCACAUUCCACUCCGUCCACUCCGGGUCCUGGUCAUAUGAGUGCAGCACCUCAAAGUCCAGCUUAUGAGCCGGUUAGUCCUCCUCAAAAGCCUGUACCAUUACCGAGCUCUGCUGGGUCAACACCAAGACCGUUGAGAAAGCAAGCGCCCAAAGCAGCUUCGAAAGUCGAACAGACCGUCUCUAAGUCUGCACGCGGCCGGUCUGCCAGAGCCGGGCAGAAGGCUCGCGCAGUUAGUUCCACACCUUCUGUCAAUCGAUCCAGGCGAAGCCAAUCUAUCCUCUCUCACACUGAUGAGCCUCCGACUCAAACAAGUGAAUCAGCACCCAAAAUUAAGGAUGAAGAUGCUACACCUCGUCCCACCGAAGACACAGGCGAUACUACCGCCGAUGAGAGCGUCCCUGGUCGGCCCCAAAUAAUGACUCCUGGCAGUGUCUCUUCGCGCCUCCAUAAACGAAAAAGGCAAAUUACACCGAUCAACCCACCACCCGAGACAACUCAAGUUCUUUGGACGCGGGGUUUCACUAAAGUUUCAUCAUCUGCUCUGGAUCAGAUCUCUAGCCACCGAGAUGCAAACAUGUUUGCCAACAAGCUCCGUGAGAAGGACGCGCCAAAUUAUCGCCAGAUUGUGCUGCAGCCUCAAGAUAUAACAUCCAUUCGGGCUGCUAUCAAGCAUGGGAAUAAGGCGGCUGUUCAGGCUGCAGCCAGUCUUCCCGGCGGUGAUCCUGGUACUGCGCACGUAUGGCUACCUAUAUCUAACGAGCUUGUUCCUCCAAAAGGCAUUAUCAACAGUGCCCAGCUUGAGCGCGAACUUGUCCACAUGUUCUGCAAUGCCAUUAUGUACAAUGCUGACCCCGAUCGUGGUCCUGGGCCUGCCUUUAUGAAACGCUCCCAGGACGAGGAGGAGGAGGAAGUAGUGGGCUACCGCCUGGACGAGAAUGGCGUUGUAAAAAAUACCCGCAGCAUGUUUGUUGAGGUCGAGAAGCUCUUAGGUGAUCUACGAAGUGCAGAAAAGGAGCGUAGCGCGCCUCCACCUUCAGCUGUUCGUCCAGCUAGCGUCGCUACACCCGCUGAGGAAACGGGCGAUGACGAAGAUGAGGGUGAACGUGAGACUGGAACAGCCAAAAGGCGUCGCAUAGGAGCCCGGGGUUGA